UUCUUCUCUCGUCAAAGGCCAAGCCGUUGGUAAAGAUGGAGGAACAGUUCAUACUUAGGGUUCCACCCUCUGUUUCAGAGCGAAUCGAUCGCCUUUUGAGCGACGAGGCUUCUACUUCCGACGAGAUCCCUUUAGAUUUGUGCUUCUCAGAGGAUGGGAGAAGCGGGACGUUUGUGAUUGGAAACGAAGAGUUCCCAGCUUCGCUGCUGGAUCUUCCUGCUGUUGUUGAGUCCUAUAAAACUUAUGAUGAUUGUGCAUUAGUCAAAACUGCUGAUAUUGGGCAGAUGAUCAUGGUUAGGGAGGCAGGUGAUCCUGCGCCUAAUACAGUUGAAUACAGACAUGGUCUUACUCCUCCAAUGAAGGAUGCUCGUAAGAGAAGAUUCCGUCGAGAGCCUGACCUUAAUCCGGAGCUUGUACAGCGCGUUGAGAGGGACUUGCUGAAUAUCUUGAGUGGCAGAACAAUCGAAAACGGAAAUGAGCAGCAGCAAGAGGAAACAGUUGCGAAUGAGAAUACAAAUAAGAAAGUCUCUUCUACUUCUUCACCUGCUACACCUGUUGAAAAGCCUGAAGAAGAAGCUCCUGAGACAGGGGCUAAUAAUAACAAUAAUCCAGCAGAAGUUGAGCAAGAGAGAAGUGAAUCAGAAGAUUCUGAUGAUUCUAUGUGAAAGGUUUUGUCUGUAAACGUUUGAAGAAACGAACCUAGCGAGGAUAGUUAGUGUAUGUCAAGAGUUUUUGCCACUAUGUUUACCACUUGCAUGAGAUAAUACAUAACUUAUCGAUACUCAUACAUCUCUAUGUCGGAACAGUAACAAAAACUUUUACAUUAUUUCAAGAAUACCAAAUUAAACAACUUCUUUUCAAAGACGAAACAACUUGAAGAACAACACCGGUUUGUACAAAUAAAGUACUUGUCCAAUCGUUAGUCCAAACAAGACUCCAGGGCCAUAUCCCAUAGCUGCUGCUUUCCAAUUCAAAACUUGUUCUUGCUCUGGAGAUUCUGGUGCUUGUGCCAUUGGUGUUGAUGGUACAUUGUCCCUGAAACAACUCUCCUCAAGAGGAGGACCACAAAGAUUAAGAUUCCAUUCAAAAGAUGAUUUAGGCUGUCCUCCAAUUUGUGUGCCCUGUGGUAUUGGACCCGUGAGUUUAUUAUGUGAAACGUCAAUGUACUCCAAGAACGAGAGGGUCGCUAGCUCCUGCGGGAUUUUUCCAGAGAGUUGGUUCCGAGAUAGGUCUAGUGACUCCAGCCUUGUGAGAUUAGCCCAAGAGGAUGGAAUAUGACCAGUGAAAUCAUUGUUGGAUAGGUUGAGAACAAUGAG
Molecule: messenger RNA, 1316 nt
Organism: Eruca vesicaria subsp. sativa (arugula)
Lineage: Eukaryota; Viridiplantae; Streptophyta; Magnoliopsida; Brassicales; Brassicaceae
Source: the annotation of a GenBank genome assembly